UUCAAAUGACAGGUCUAUUGUGUUCAUCCAAUAGCAGCCCGGGAAGGGAAGAUUGUCCCGUGCGCUGCGCCGUAGAGUUGUGUGAUUUGGAGACUGUCCAAAGGGGCAGCGGACGGAGAUCGCUACGGAGACUGAGACACAGAUGACUGACUCCUGACCGUCAUGGAGAAUCACGUGUUUGGUUCUGUAGAAGAGAGGACGUUCCAGUACCAGGACUCGCUGCCUCCUCUCCCGGUUCCUUCUCUCGAGGAGUCUUUGGCCAAGUACUGUGAAUCAGUAAGGCCCUUUCUGAAUGAAGAAGAGUACGAGAAGACUUGUAGCAUCGUGAGAGACUUUGGAAAUGGGAUCGGCAGAGAACUUCACCAGAAGCUAUUGGAGAGGGGAAAAACCAGGAAAAACUGGCUAGAGGAAUGGUGGCUGAACGCAGCAUAUCUGGAUGUACGGAUGCCGUCUCAGCUCAAUGUCAACUUUGGCGGCCCUGCCUCUUACCUGGAGCACUACUGGCCCCCUAGAAUGGGCACCCAACUUGAGAGAGGGAGCAUAGCGACGUGGUACACGCUGAAAUACUGGGAUCUCAUCAGAAGGGAGAAGCUGGCUGUUCACAAAGCUAAGAAUUCACCCCUGGAUAUGUCCCAGUUCAGAAAUUUGUUUAACACUUGCAAAAUCCCGGGUGUGACCAGAGAUAAGAUUUGCAACUACUUUAUAACUGAGUCAGAAGGCCGCUGUCCCACCCACCUGAUCGCCAUGUGCCGGGGAAGGAUCUUCACCUUUGAAGCUGUUCACAACGACCAGAUUAUCUCUCCUCCAGAAAUAUUAAGGCAGCUUUCCUACAUCCAGAACGUUUGCCAAAGUGGCCCGGAUGGCCUGGGUCUGUCUGCACUAACCACAGAGGAGAGGACGCGCUGGGCUCUGACUCGUGAACACCUCAUAAGCCUCGACCCAAAGAAUUUAUCCCAUCUGGAGCGGAUUCAGAGCAGUUUGUUUGUUGUGUCGAUUGAUGAAGAUUGUCCCCAGGGAUCGCCUGAAGAUUACAGCCAGAUUACAAACGCGGCCUUGGCCGGAGACCCCACUAUACGCUGGGGGGACAAAUCCUACAACUUCCUCUUAUUUCGCAAUGGCGUUUUUGGCUCCAAUUGUGACCAUGCGCCCUAUGACGCCAUGGUACUCGUAGCAUUAUGCGACUACAUUGAUCAGAACAUCCAAGCCUGUGAGGGGCGCUGGAAGGGGUCGUCCUUUGUUCGGGAGCUUCCAGAUCCUGAAGAGCUGGUCUUCACUGUGGAUCAGAAAAUAAUAAAUGAUAUCGAAUUGGCCAAAGCUCAGUAUCACACUCAGGCUUCUGACUUACAGCUGGCCAAUUACGCCUUUACGUCUUUUGGGAAGUCGCUUGUGAAGAAGAAGAAGCUUCACCCGGACACGUUCGUCCAGCUUUCCCUCCAGUUGGCAUUUUACAAACUUCAUGGACGCCCUGGUUGCUGUUAUGAAACCGCUACGACUAGAAUGUUCUAUCACGGUCGCACAGAAACCAUGAGGCCUUGCACAAUGGAGGCUGUGAACUGGUGCCGGUCCAUGCUGGAUCCUGCUUCCACUAAAGCCCAACGCCAAGAACUGAUGCUCAAGGCUUUUGCGAAGCAUAACAAACUGAUGAAUGAAUGCCAACAUGGCAAAGGAUUUGAUCGGCAUCUGUUGGGUCUUCUCCUCAUUGCAAAAGAGCAAGAACUUCCUGUACCAGAACUGUACAGCGAUAUGGCAUUCACAAAGAGUGGGGGCGGCGGGAACUUUGUCCUUUCCACGAGUCUUGUCGGCUACACACCGGUCCAUGGAGCUGUGGUUCCCAUGAUACACGAUGGAUAUGGCUUCUUCUACCGAAUCCGAGAUGAUAGGUUUGUUGUAGCCUGCACUGCUUGGAAGUCCAGUCCUGAGACCGAUGCCGAGAAGCUGUGCCGGACCGUGUUCCAAAACUUCAGCGACAUGCUCGAGCUGAUGGUUAGCGCUCAGCUGUAGUCGGUGAUGGCCUCCCGCCUGUGCGUCUGUUCCUUUACAUCAUCACUUCUAGUCCUUAGCACAAUGUUUACAAAUCCUCACAGAGCAAUAGUCGUAUAUCUGGAUCCGCCACCGCGCUACAGACAGAGCCGGCCACAUUGUCCUCCACAAUCAUCAAGGCAAUUUAAAGGGGAGCUCCACUUGGACUGACCUCUUUUCAUACAGCAGUUGUCUUCCGCAAUGCCAGCCUGUUUGGCGUCUACUUAUGCAACUGCCUCAAGUGUCCUAUGAUACCAUGGUGCCUUUCUUAUCCUUUAUCCAAAGAAAUAUAAAGUGCGCAUUGGUGAAGCCAAUCCCAACGUUCGUAUCACUGGGUGGGAGAUUUAUCAAAACUGGUGCAAUGGAAAAGGUUACUUUUGGUCCACGGCUCCAUCUUUCUUUUGCACCAGCGUUGAUAAAUCACCCCUGGGUCUUAUAAUUGGGUCACCUGGCUUUUCCAUAGCAUUGAUGAUGCUUGUUGAAUGUACAGCACAUUUCUUAGAGGGCCUGUCGCCUCCCCUGACACAUCUGUAGUCCCCAUUAAAAUAACAAUUAAAGGGUUACUCCAGUGUCCAGAACAUUUACGGGUAUUUGCUCGGUACGGGCUACGGCGCUCGUGACGUCACACCACACCCCCUCAAUGCAAGUGACGCCACGCCCCCUCCCAUAGACUUGCAUUGAGGGGGGGGUGACAUCACAAGGGGGCGUGGCCAUGAUGUCACGACCCCCCCCCCCGCACCCAAGAGUUCUGAAUAAACGUUCCGGACGCUAGGGUAGUGGAGUACCCCUUUUUAAGGAGAGUUUUUAAAGCCCAACAUUGUGUUAUUCCUCCCUGAAAUGUGAGUGUGUCUAAUUGGGGGGGUUAUGUCCCUACACAGCCUGACAUUGUACGAUCAGAGCUGACUUUCCCCUUCGACCAUGAGGAAUAAAGUACAACACACAAUUUAAAGAAAGGAUGUCAGGGAAUUCUUUUAUAGGCAAUAGGAUUGCCUCGAUACCAUUUUUUUAAAAAUGGAGUACUCCCUAACACCGAUUACCCCCAAUAGGUCGGUAGGGAAUCCGCCUCAAUAGGUAGAAUCCCUCAGUAGGUAAGGAAAAAACCCUAUAAGGUACAAUCCCCCAGAAGAUAGUUGGGUAGGGAAUCCCCCUAUUAGGGAGUAGCCCCCAGAAGAUAGAAAGGUAAUACCCCCAUUGGGUAGAAGAUCCUAGUAGAUAGAUAGGAAGUUAAUACCCCUAUAAGGUAGAAGCCACCAGUAGGCAACGAAUUCCCCCUAUUGGGGAGAAGCCUCCAGUAGAUAAGGAAUUCCCCCUAUUGGGGAGAAGCCCCCAGUAGAUAAGGAAUUCCACCUAUUGGGGAGAAGCCCCCAGUAGAUAAGGAAUUCCACCUAUUGGGGAGAAGCCCCCGAUAGAUAAGGAAUUCCACCUAUUGGGGAGAAGCCCCCAGUAGAUAUGGAAUUCCACCUAUUGGGGAAAAGCCUCCAGUAGAUAAGGAAUUCCACCUAUUGGGGAGAAGCCCCCGAUAGAUAAGGAAUUCCACCUAUUGGGGAGAAGCCCCCGGUAGAUAUGGAAUUCCACCUAUUGGGGAGAAGCCCCCGGUAGAUAUGGAAUUCCACCUAUUGGGGAGAAGCCCCCAGUAGAUAAGGAAUUCCACCUAUUGGGGAGAAGCCCCCGGUAGAUAUGGAAUUCCACCUAUUUGGGAGAAGACCCCGGUAGAUAAGGAAUUCCCCCUAUUGGGGAGAAGCCUCCAGUAGAUAAGGAAUUCCACCUAUUGGGGAGAAGCCUCCAGUAGAUAAGGAAUUCCACCUAUUGGGGAGAAGCCCCCGGUAGAUAAGGAAUUCCACCUAUGGGGGAGAAGCCCCAGUAGGUAGGGAACCCUCCCAAUUAGGUAGAAGACCCCAGUAGUUAGGUAGGAAACCUCCUAUUAGGUAGAUGCUCCCAUUUAGUAGUUUACCUCCAAAAGAAAAUAAAAAAAAAUCCCAGUCACUUUUCCUCUGCUCCCGCGCUGAGGCCUUUGCAUCCUCUGCUCCGUUAGUGGUCCAGGACAUUCUCCUUCUAGCAGGUCCUGCACCACUCCAGAUAACAUGAGGAACGAUGAAGAGGCCUCCGUGUGGAAGCAGAGUGAAAGUGAGAGGGAAUUUUCAUUUGUAGGAGACUUUUUUUGGGGGGGGGAAAACUACGUCUGUCUCUGCCAAAUGAUCACAUGGCGUCCACUUGAUCUGCAGGUUUCGGGGACAUUUGUAUAAGUACGCGUGCAAAUGUCUGUUAUCGGUGCCGAUACAAGUAUCUGUAUCAGGUCAUCCUUUAAGGGGUACUCCACUAGAAAAAAAAACAUUUUUUAAAUCAACUGGUGGCAAAAAGUUAAACAGAUCUGUAAAUGACUUCU
Messenger RNA from Hyla sarda, 4402 nucleotides. It is a transcript of the gene CROT, whose product is annotated as carnitine O-octanoyltransferase. The record is from RefSeq and is a predicted model, not a curated record. Lineage: Eukaryota; Metazoa; Chordata; Amphibia; Anura; Hylidae. The transcript is spliced from 17 exons. Gene Ontology annotation, molecular function: carnitine O-octanoyltransferase activity. Gene Ontology annotation, cellular component: peroxisome. The coding region runs from base 163 to 2001 and encodes 612 amino acids.